UUUUUUUUUUAAUUUAAACUGGCGAAAAUUUACUUACUGAAUUGUUAAUUUUUAAAUGAGACACUUCUCAUUUCUCGGCAUCAGUUUCACUGUGAAUGUAGCACGCAUGCAUUUUAAUAGAUUUUAUAGAGCUUUAAAUGGACUGCUUUUCAUCAAGUUCCCCCAAAGUGCUCUGUCAAAACAUUAAUGGAUGAGACUGACUUCUAGUUAGAUUCUCAACAGUUGCACGCCGACAGAAAAACAGGAAAAUGCAAUACAUCUCAGGAAAUCUGUAAAGAUAUAGGCAGUAACAGAGCAUGCACCAAUAUUAGCCUCAUUACCCCAAAAUAAAAAGCAAACCCGCACAGGGUUUUGAAAAUUGAGAAAAAUAAAAAGCUGGAAAUAGAAAUGGUCAGAACCCUUAUCAGUAGAGCAAACUGCAUACAAACGAAUUUCAUUUCUAAAAGGGGAGGGGUGUGGGGUCAGGGGGGUGGAAUUGAAUGUCCAUCCAGAGUUUUCCACAGAAUCCUCCAGCAGAAACACACAGGACUGUGUGAUCAUUUCCACAUUGACAUUUGCCUUUUAUUUAAACGUGUCUAUAAUGUGUACAUACUGUGUAUAUUUACACACACACACAUACAUACAUACAUAUAUACACACACAUACUGAGGCAGACAAAAACACCUUCAGCUUUGUGAUCAAUGAGUGCAUGUCUGAUAUCAGAUUUCCAGAGCAAGGGAAGGGAAAAAGCCUGCAUUCCCUGUCAUGUGAUGAGUGCUUUCUGAACACAGAACAGAGGCGGGGGGGGGGGGGCGUUGAAAUGCAACACCAUUCAAGAGAACUGAAAUUUAACCUACAAGCUACAAUUCUCUGCUUUUUGGGCAAGUCCUUGUCUCGUGAUCCUCUCAGCAGUGGUGCACCAGAGUAAAGGCAGGCAUCUUAAAUCAACAGUAAUGAGAUGUUUAUUGACAAGGUGGACCAAGAUGAACUGCUCGUUUUGCUCCAAGACUGAGAGCUUUUAUUUACAGUGCUGCAGACAAAGAGGGUAAACCCAAACACCACACAGUUUAUUUGUCCGUCUCCACAUACCACGCUAGUCACUUCCUUUUAUUUAUCCCAGUCUCAUUAUGGGUUCAUCCACCCCACGGUUAUGUUAUUCACUUUCAUUUCAUUUUACCAGUUCCCCAGCUGGGACCACACCGAACAUUUCACUGCUUGAGUGAAGUGGGUCCCUAAAACCAUGGUGUAAAAUCAACCAGUCCAGAAAUAAGCUUUUAAAGCCAUCAUCUCCAAAACCAAUUUUUAAACUAUGUUAAACCCAAUGUUUAAACUAAAAAAGAAAAAAAUGUUACAUAUAAGGCGACAGACUGGUCAUUAAUGUGUAAAACCCCAAAGCCUUGGCAAGGAAGUGCUGCAGGAGGAGUGGUUGGUCCUGCACAACUAUGGGUCUAUAUGUGCAGUGGUCUACAGACUGGGACCAGUGUGUGGGCUAUAUGUGGAACUACUGCUGGACUUUUAAAUGACAUGGAUACUAAGGGACUGGUUUCUUUGCCAACUGGCAAAGAUAUCUUUCCAUUUGAGGAAAAAAAAGUUCAGCUAUACCCAAAUAUAUGCUUCAUACUCCUACAACAAUUACUUAAAAGGUUACCACAUGGAGGAACUUCCCAUUCUUUAAAAGAUUAUGCACUGUAGUGUUCUUUACAUUACGAAUAAAGUUCAUAUUUUACAAUACAAUAUGUACCAUAUACUGUAGUUUUCCUGAUUUAGACUAUUUGGAGCAAUGUUUUAUGUACAGAAUUACUACAGAAGGAAGAACUGGUUUUGCUGCCACUGGUUGCUUGGCGAUUACAAUUUGGGAUUGCUGAGUAGCAAGUUCCACAUGUACUAUGUUCUGUGAUGUCACGCUCUAUGACAUUCGGGCCAUUACUUUUGUAGUGUGACAAAAGAAAGGAAGCUUCCUCGCCAAUUAUUUUCGGGUUGCAGUGCUUACUGAACAACGGUCAACAGCCGGUAUAUUUCCACCGCAUUUCAACAGUGUCACGUGUCAUUACGAUCGCAGAUUAAUCUGUUAAGUACCAAGUAAAAACUAAUUUCUCUGAGAAUUGCUCCAUUGUAUUUUUUUGCUAUACCAUCAAGCAUACGAGGGGCGCUGCAGGAAAGGUGAAAACAAGGUAGGCGUAUAAAUGGCGUUUGUUAAUAAAAUAAGCGUAUGUUAAUAAAAAACGCUGAAGAAAUGAAAAACAUGUAAGCGUUGUCGUGUGCUUUUUGUUGUACCAAAUCCAUUCUGAUGCUGAUCUCUCGCUUAACAGUAUAUCGCGCCGGCAAAACCACCAGGAGCAGUACAAUUUAGAAGCGGUAACAUUUUACAAAACGGGGCGAAAUUCAACGACAUGACUGAUUUGAAGAGGAUUUUGUCUUUUUUAACACAACCGACGACCUGUAGUACUACCAGUCACCUGCGAUUAGUGCUAAUGUAACUAUUUGUAACAUUGUUUACGCGAUUGCUCUUCUAGAUGUUAUUCUGACAGCAUGUUUUUUGCAAUACCGCUAGUCGAACAUUUGUAAAAGCACUAAAACUGGACAGGGAGGAAGGAAGCCAGAGCAAUAAAGGCGAAAAUAUAAUCUUAGAACUUUUCAGACACAUUAGCUUAGAAUUUGGAAUGUUAAGGGACAUUUCAUGUAUGUAAGUUUAACCGAGCAACUUUUCGUUUUGAACACAAGUACAGCAGCACUCUAUUCGGUGCAGCGAUGAAUUACUGACGUCACGCAAAUAAACAAAUGGUACUCCGGGUGGCAGCCGGCAUUUAAAAAUAAAAAUCUACUGUCUUUUAAGGAAGGGCCGGUGAAACUAAAAGACAGAAGAGGGCAAAAAAGGGAAGGCGCCAGAGCAUUGAAGGAGAAGCUAUUCCAGGACUGAAGGAUAUAUAACACUUACAGCAGUGGGACAGCCUUUCACAGAAUCAUCAGAAAACCCAGCCAUCACCAAGUUUGACGACUGAGACAUCAGGGCAGAAUUCUUCUAAGAUGGCAAAGAAAUGUGACAAAGCUGCUGAAGACACACUAGAACAAGCGAGAAGUCAGAGCAGCGAUGGGGAUGUGGAGCUCAGACUGAUCAUCGUGAUGCAGGACUGUGCGGACCAGCUAGCUGUGCUGGGACACAUUAUGUCCAGCACGUACAAGGGGCGUCCCGACGCGGAGCAGGUGGAACCGGACGAGGAAGAGGAGAUGUUCCAGUUCGAGAAAGACCCGCUGGAGAUAGCGGACACGGGGGAGAACCCGUUCAACCGCAUGUCUCCGAGGGAGCUGCGCCGCGCCCUGGAGAACAAGCCCGUGUCGCCCGACAACCUGGACGAGGUGCAGCACGACAGGCACUUCCUGGCUCAGGUGAUCACCGAUGUGCUGGAGGAGCUGCAGACGGCAGGGACCUUCGACAGCCUGCUGCUGGCCGUUGAGAAGGAGAAGACCAAGAAGGCCCACCAGCUGGACAUCAUCAAAGACGAGGAAGAGGGGCGACGGAGACAAAAGGCCCUGCAGCGGCAGCUGGCAAACAUUCGCAAGGAGAAAGCCAGGGAGCUGCACCGUCGGGAGGACAUCAUAGCCCAUCUGAAGGACCAGCUGCAGGAGAUGAAGGUCAAGGCCGGCCUGGAGAGGGACUACAUGGCCAGCACCUCCCAGCUGCAGGUGGACCAGGGGCAGGAGCACAACGCCCACAAGGAGAAGGAGAUGGAGGAGGAGGUCAGGCGACUGGAGGAGAAGAUUGAGGAGGAGAAGGCCGUUCACGAGGAGCUGGUGAACUUCCUCAAGCAGCAGGCGGCGCUGCUGGAGGAGAAGCUGGAGGUGUGGAUGGACUGUUAUGAGCGGGACAUCGAGGAAAAGCAGAAGGAAAUCGAUAUGCUAAAGGAAAAAAGGGCAGCGAACAUGGAAGAGAUGCAGGAGCUACAAAAAAAGGUGGAACAGGACACCUUAUUCGAGGAGCUGGAGGGGUUAUAGAAUGUGACACGGGCGAUGCUCUUACUCGAGCCUGGAGACUACUGACUGUUGACAGUUAAAAACAGAUGGAGAGGUGUAAUCGAGUGGAUUUGAACUGGCAAACUAAAUGUCUCAAUUAAUCGCAACAUAUGAAACAAUGCAAUUCACAGAUCUCAGAGGAAGAUAACCAAAUGUAGCAACAACAAGUCUGGAAUGGAAACAGACUGCAGUGUGGUGCUCUACGGGCAACCUGUUUGAGUCACACAUUGAUGUACCAGAGAGCUACGUGAGCAAUAAAAUUUUGUCCAUAAACUACAUGUCUAAUUGAGGAACAUGUUUAAUGUGCAUCAGAAAAAUAAGUGAGCCGAUUCAGACUAGGUAACAGUGGCAAAAAUCAUCUGAAGGGUACACCACCCCUUUUUGAUCUUUUUUUACUGUUUUACAUUGGAUAACUAAAUUUAGUUCCUUUGAAACACCUAUGUAGGAGUAUGAAUGGCACUUUGACAAAGACUGGAUCACACAAUUACACACAUCUAGAAGCUAUGGUAGGCACUUAACCCCUUGUGCCCUGUGUAUAAUUAGACAUUUGGCUUUGAACCCCAUAUCUGGAAUACCACAUUUACACUAAUAUGGCAAACCAUAUAAGACAAUUUACCUUAAAACUUACCAAAAAAAAAAAAAAAAACAAGUUUGGUACCCAUCGAAAAAAGCCUAGCUUAGGCCACUUUAAUAGUAAGAUUCCCAACAAACUGAUUAAGAAAAAUAAAAACAAAAGAAAUAAACCGCAG
Messenger RNA from Megalops cyprinoides (Indo-Pacific tarpon), 4736 nucleotides. RefSeq names its product dynein regulatory complex protein 9-like. The record is from RefSeq and is a predicted model, not a curated record. Lineage: Eukaryota; Metazoa; Chordata; Actinopteri; Elopiformes; Megalopidae. Gene Ontology annotation, biological process: sperm axoneme assembly; cilium organization. The transcript has a single exon. Gene Ontology annotation, cellular component: cytoplasm; sperm flagellum. Bases 3004 to 3969 code for a protein of 321 amino acids.